AGGGCGGGGCCUCUCGGGGCCGAGCUCCGCCCCCGCCCCUAUAAAUACUGCUUCCCGGGCUCUUUGUGGGGCCGAGAGCUCAGUGGAGAGCUGGGAGUUGUGUCCGCCUCGCCGACGCCGCUGGCCGUGGGGCUGUCCUGGGAAGGCGGACGGCGAACGCCCGGUGCCCGCACUCGGCCGCCUGCCGUGCCCGUCUGCGCCCGUGUCAUCCUCGCUCAGGACGCAGGGACAGCUUUUAAAUCACAGGGGCGUGGGUCAGCCUCCCCUAGGACUUCAUGUCUAUAUAUUUCCCCAUUCACUGCCCUGACUAUCUGAGAUCGGCUGAGAUGACUGAGGUGAUGAUGAACAGCCCCCCCAUGGAGGAGAUCGGCCUCAGCCCCCGAAAGGAUGGCCUUUCCUACCAGAUCUUUCCAGACCCAUCAGACUUUGACCGCUGCUGCAAACUGAAGGACCGCCUGCCUUCCAUAGUGGUGGAGCCCACGGAAGGGGAGGUGGAGAGCGGGGAGCUCCGGUGGCCCCCGGAGGAGUUCUUGGUCCAGGAGGAUGAGCAAGACAACUGCGAAGAGACAGCGAAAGAAAAUAAAGAGCAGUAGAGUCCCCGUGGGCUCCCAUGGGUCAUACCAGCGAGCAUCUGUUCCUGAACUGUUUUUCCCAUCAUGAUGGAAGAAGAGAGUGAACCACAGUCAUUCUGAAAAUGUCAAACGAGGCUUCCGUUUUGCACCUGCAAAUCACCGAGUUGGUUUUCUUUUCUUGUCUUAUCUUUUAUUUUGAAAUUUGCCGAGCAGUGGAGCCCUCUGACAAUUUGCAAGGCCUUCUAGAAAGGAAGCAGCUUAGAACCAGGGGGUUGGGCUUGAGGGGGAGUGAGUGCUGUUUUUGAGAUCAUUAUCUGAACUCUGGCAGCCCAGUUAGAGGCAGUGGUGGGAUUCCAGUGGGUCUUGGGGGGUGGGAGGUGGGGCAUGUGCAAAGCAAGCAAGGAACAUUUGGGGUAAGAAAACAAACAUGUGGUAAAAGAAGAAAACACAUGUUUUUAGGAAAACAUUGAGCAGAGAACUGCAGCCAGGAUGCGCUCAGCAAACAUUCACUCCGGCUGCCGGGGCGUCAGAAAACAAAGUCUUCAUCUCUCUAUCCGGUUUCACCCAGCCCACCCUUUGCUUUCAUUUCAGGAGUGUUGGUCUAUGACAGGGAGGAGAGGAAAGGAGAGCAGGAGCAAUUGGCUGUUGCAAAGCCAGCUAGAGGUGAUGUGCAGGAAAGAAAGGUCACCCCACCCUUCUCCAUGGCCUCUCUUCUCCCAGCUGUGGUAGGCUCACAAAGCCAAGGUGAUCGGUUUCUAAGAGGCAGUGCUUUUCAGCUUUUCUCCCUGAUCUAGCCAUGUUGCUUCCCAGCACUUUUAGGAGUAGUGAGAGCAUUUCUUGCCCUUGUUGGAUACCCCGGGGUGGACACUUGGCAUGAAGGUCUCUCCCUCAACUGCUGCCCUCCCAAGAUGAAGUGGUGUGCCCUCCCUGGCUGGCCCUUCCUCCUCCUCACCGCCACCUUCCCUGCCCCAGCCACAGCAGCCAUGGACACAUAGGUCCCCAGCUCAGCUGUGGAUUUCCGCCAGGCUGCCCAGCUGCCGUACUCAUGCCCAUGGGGGCUCUUGGUCUGUUUUUCUUGUGGGUGCCAAGUGGAGAGCAGAUGUGGCUUUUUCUGUGUCUUGUUGGGGAGGUGAGCUUUCAUGAAGGUCCCAAGAGCUGGCACACCCAUGCCAAAAAUAAUUCCCAAUAAUUCUUGGGAAUUAUUGCAUGGUGGGGGCAAGGCUCUCGUGGCAGCCUUGGGAUGAAGUUUGAGACUAAAGGAUGUCACGAGAUCCCUGGCUUCUCCCCAUGUUGUUCCUGGGCAAGAGCGGAAGGGAGGCAUAGCAAGGGACCUCUGCUGCUCUUACUCAGUGGUGGUCCUCAUCCCUCCCCACCGCCCACCCACUUCCUGCAAGGGCACCACUCGUAUGAGAAAGUUGGCCUUUGGACUUAGCGUUUCUUAUCGUAGCUAAGAGCCGUCUGGAGUAGUAGGUCGCAGGACAAAUGCUUCAGUCCACCCGAGAGCAGUACUGUGUGGCCCAGGGGUGGACCGAGAGCCUUCCUUGAGCUGAACUUGGCCAACCAAGGCACGCAGCAUGUCCCCUCAGGUCUCCAGUCAGUCUAGGCUGACCCUCGGUUCUGGACUUGUGUAUAUAGCUGUAUUUAAUACCUCAAGGUCAUUGUGGCUCUGGGGAUGCCAGGGCAGGAGGAUGAGGGCGUGCUGUGGACGCAGCAGUCUGCGGAAUUCAGAUCUGGGAAGCCGAUGGUCGCCCGCACCCCCUGCUUCCUCCCUCUGUCGUCUGCCUGUGUGACACACAUUGAUGGCAAUAACUUCUUCCAACUCCUCACAGAAGUGGGAGAGGCCUGCAGCCUGCACCAAGAGGGGCUUUCUCUCUCUCUUGCUCUCCGCUUCGUUCUGUUUUGGCUGCAGAGAGUGGUUCACCCAUACUCUCAUUCCCUCACCUCCUUUGUGGACGGGGGUCUUGCCUUUUCAAGUCCUGUGUUUUGGUGUCUUCCCUCAUCUGCUACCCUGAAUCACCUGUCGCGGUCUUGCUGUGUGAUGGGAACGUGCUUGUAAACUGCGUAACAAAUCUACUUUGUGUAUGUGUCUGUUUUGGGGGGUGGUUUAUUACUUUUGCCGGUCCCUAGAUCACUUUGUAUGACUGUUUGCAGUCUGAGCAGGCCAGGGGCUGACCGCUAACGUCAGGACCCUCAGUGGUGGAGCCUGCUGGGGGGACCCACCUGCUCUUGGACAAGUGGCUGAGCUCCUAUCUGGCCUCCUCUUUUUUUUUUUUUUUUUUUUUUUUUUUUUUAGUAAUUUGUGUGUAUUUCUAACUGAUUGUAUUGAAAAAAUUCCUAGUAUUUCAGUAAAAAUGCCUGUUGUGAGAUGAACCUCCUGUAACUUCUAUCUGUUCUUUUUUGAGGCUCAGGGAGAAACUAGCAUUUUUUUUUCCAAACUACUUUUUGUCACUGUGACAGUUGUAAAUAAAGUUUGAAAAUGCUUUCCA
Molecule: messenger RNA, 3058 nt
Organism: Sapajus apella (tufted capuchin)
Lineage: Eukaryota; Metazoa; Chordata; Mammalia; Primates; Cebidae
Gene: LBH
Product: LBH regulator of WNT signaling pathway
Exons: 3
Coding region: 276-593 (105 amino acids)
Biological process (GO): positive regulation of DNA-templated transcription
Cellular component (GO): nucleus
Source: RefSeq, a predicted model, not a curated record